CUCCUCCCACCACUAUGAUCUGGGGCAGUAGUAUACCUCCUACUAUACAGCCUCCCCCCUCCUACGAUGAGGUGAUUAGAGAGAAGAGACAGGAACAGGAUCAAGUGUUGCCUCUCUCCUCGUCUUCCGUCUCCACGACUACCAUCGCCACGCAGACGGACACCGGACCAGAAUCCUCAGUUCCAACCCACAGUCACGCCCCAGUCCAGAGAGGCUCAGUGGCCACCAGAGCUCCAAAGCCUCCCAGACCUUCUUUUCCUUUUAUAUCCAAACCUGAUGACACGCCGUCGCACGUUGAUGACACGACGGGAGCUGCUACUGCUACUGUCGACCCUGUCCUCUUCCUAGAAGACAGUCCGGCACUACACACACACACUCCGACCAGCACACACACCGAGAACACCAGACCAGCAGCGUUUCACAGUGAUCUCUUGACCUCUGAUUCUUUCUCAGCUCUGACCUUUGCCUCUGGCAGCCAGACCGACCAAUGGGUGCAGUCCUCCUCGGUCCCACCCCCUCAUUCCACUGUUGCCUUGACAACUCCCUCCUCCCCUCCUCCGCUUCAUACCCGGCCCAGGCCACACCCUCGCACMAAGAAUAGCCUUCGACCAAUCAGGCGAGAGGUCAAGGUUCAGACCCUGGUGAGGCUGGGACAGACAGAAAGUGAGGUCACAGAGAACCAGGAAGUGAGUUAUCAGGAGGGGAAGUACUUUCAGGAGCUCCUAGACGCCUUCAGCUCUGACGAUUGGGGCUUCCCUGAUCACCAUAGCAACGAKAACAGAGAGAGCGAAUCGGGAGAAGAAGAAGAAGAAGAGGAGGAAGAUAUGAGUACUCUGAGAGCCAGGAUACAAGCCUUCGAGCAGCAGCAACAGGCAGAGGACCACGGUAGCCAUGGAGACAACGGCACGUUGCUAGGGCGGGGGAGACCUGAACCCCGUCACCGAGUCCAGGCCCCGUCCAAACCGGCCCCUCCCAUCGCCCCCAAACCCUCCCUCGCCACCAAGACAUCCUGCAAAGGAGUCUGGCAAGGCGGAGGCUCGGUGGCGAUCGCCGUGAACUUGACUGUUGAUACAACCACCGCAAGCCCAAACCCAUGACCCCUCUCCCCAAACCCAGUGACCCCUCUCCCAAACCCAGUGACCCCUCUCCCAAGCCCAGUGACCCUCUCCCAAGCCCAG
This is a messenger RNA of Salvelinus sp. IW2-2015, 1178 nucleotides long. RefSeq lists its product as uncharacterized. Lineage: Eukaryota; Metazoa; Chordata; Actinopteri; Salmoniformes; Salmonidae. The record is from RefSeq and is a predicted model, not a curated record.